UGUUACGAGCGUAUAAAAGCGUACACCAAUUAACUGGACCAGCAUCAAUCGUGUUCUGUCCUCCGAAUCGAGUGCGAGUACUGAGUGGAACAUUCAUUCCCCAGCAGCGCCUUCGAGCCAAAUUCAUUUGCGUGCCAAAAACCAGAGCAAAUCCCAACGCCACGUAUCAAAUAUGAAGCUGUUCGUCGUAGUAUCGUCCCUGCUGGCCAUCGCCACGGCCGCCCCAUCGGCCACUCUGUACGCGGCCUACGGUCAGCCUGCCCUGUACGCGGCCGGUGGUGCACCGUUGGCCACGUACGUCGCGACCGGACCGGCCGAACUGUACAGCCAGUACCACGCCCAGGACGAGCUCGGCCAAUACUCGUAUGGAUACAACGGAGGACUGUCGGCCAAGGCGGAGUCGAAAUCGUUCGAUGGUAUCACCCGCGGUUCCUACAGCUAUCUGGAUGCGGAGAACAAACUCCAAACCGUCGCGUACACUGCCGACGCACUGAACGGAUUCCGGGUGGCUGCUUCCAACCUGCCGGUGGCACCAGUUGAAACUCGUACCGCGCCCGAACCGGUCAAGGACACGCCCGAGGUUGCUGCUGCCAAGGCCGAUCAUAUGGCCGCCAUCGAGGAGGCUAAGCUGCGCAAUGCCGCCGCCGAAAAGGAAUCCGAGUCCGAGGCUACCAUCAUCGCUGCCGCUCCGGCGACCUUUGCCGCUGCCCCUGCCGCCCUCCCGGUGGCCGCUUACGCUGCCCCAGCCGCGCCUGCCUCGUUCGCUUACUCGACCCAAUCGAUCGCGCAACCGAUCGCGGCCUACGCCACCUAUGCCGCCCCAGCCCCGGCUGCCAUCGAACUGAAGGCUCCCGCCUCCUUCGCGUACUCGACCUACACCCAAUCGGCGCCCCUUGCCUACACCCAGUACGCUGCUGCCCCGUACGCUACGUUCCCGAUCGCACAGUACGCUUACCCGGCUGCCCCAGCUGCCUCGAUCGCUUUCGCCGCACGCUCGCAGCCAAUCGACAUUGCCGCCGAGCUGCCCGAGCCGGUAAAGGAUACGCCCGAGGUUGCCAAGGCUAAGGAGGAGCAUCUGAAGGCCGUCGCUGAAGCGAAGGCACGCAGCCUACAGUAA
This is a messenger RNA of Anopheles maculipalpis, 1117 nucleotides long. RefSeq names its product cuticle protein-like. NCBI's taxonomy places the organism in Eukaryota, Metazoa, Arthropoda, Insecta, Diptera, Culicidae. The transcript has a single exon. Gene Ontology annotation, molecular function: structural constituent of chitin-based larval cuticle. Bases 173 to 1117 code for a protein of 314 amino acids. Gene Ontology annotation, cellular component: chitin-based extracellular matrix. The record is from RefSeq and is a predicted model, not a curated record.